This is a messenger RNA of Conger conger (European conger), 7430 nucleotides long. RefSeq names its product nuclear receptor coactivator 2-like. The coding region runs from base 312 to 4349 and encodes 1345 amino acids. The transcript has 21 exons. NCBI's taxonomy places the organism in Eukaryota, Metazoa, Chordata, Actinopteri, Anguilliformes, Congridae. Gene Ontology annotation, molecular function: protein dimerization activity; nuclear receptor binding. The record is from RefSeq and is a predicted model, not a curated record. Gene Ontology annotation, cellular component: nucleus. Gene Ontology annotation, biological process: cellular response to hormone stimulus; positive regulation of transcription by RNA polymerase II.
CGUUCUGCGCUACGUAGCACUUGAAUAGGCGAGCUACCUAUCGAAUCGAAACUAAAAACAAACAUAUUUUCAUUCUGGAUCUGGUAAAUAAACGAAGUUAAACGUGGCAGCUCCAUGCUGUUGUUUUAUUACCUGCCGUAUUAAAUGUGGGAUUCGGGAAUACGCUUAAAGCAACUCGUAUUUGACCGGGAGAAGGGAACUGUACAGCAAUUCCUUAGUAAGAGAGAAGCGGACGAGGCCCACAGGCAAGCCCCUGGAGGAGAUGACCUGAAGGCGUACCUUUGUUGCAAAGGAGCUGAUAUGCCGUGAAGAUGAGCAUCUCGAGGGACAGCAUCUCUGACCCAGCACGGACAGAGUCCCGGAAGCGGAGGGAGGAUGUGGCUGAACACCUGGGCCCCAGCCCCAAACGAUGCGCGGACAAACGAAACCGCGAGCAAGAGAACAAGUACAUCCAAGAACUGGCCGAGCUCAUCUUCGCCAACUUCAAUGACAUCGACAACUUCAACGUAAAGCCUGAUAAAUGUGCAAUCCUGAAGGAGACUGUGAAGCAGAUACGGCAGAUAAAAGCACAAGAGAAAGCUACCUCAGCCAGUGCAGGGGAGGUGCAGAGAGCCGAUGUCUCGUCCACAGGCCAGGGCGUCAUCGACAAAGAUGACCUGGGGCCCAUGAUGCUGGAGGCGCUGGACGGGUUCCUGUUUGUGGUCAACAUGGAGGGGAACAUUGUGUACGUGUCAGAGAACGUCACGCAGUACCUGCGCUACCACCAGGAGGAGCUGAUGAGCACCAGUGUGUACAGCGUCUUGCACGUGGGCGAUCACGCUGAGUUCAUCAGGAACCUGCUGCCGAAGGCCUUGGUGAAUGGCGUCCCUUGGGCCAGUGAUCCACCUAAUAGGAGCAGCCACACCUUCACCUGCCGCAUGCUGGUGAAGCCCCAGAGCCAGUCUCCCACCAGCCCACAGCCCCCCGACCAGCUGCCCCAGCAGAAGUACGAGACCAUGCAGUGCUUCGCCGUGUCUGAACCAAAGUCCAUCAAGGAGGACGGGGAAGAUCUGCAGUCGUGUCUGAUCUUUGUGGCACGACGUAUGCCCCUGAAGGACAGGCCUGUCGGCCCACCAGCACAGGAGAGUUUCACCACCCGGCAAGACCUGCAAGGUAAGAUCACCUCUCUGGACACCAGCCAGCUGAGAGUUUCCAUGAAGCCCGGCUGGGAGGACCUGGUCAGGCGCUGCAUCCAGAGGUUCCACCUGCAGAGUGAUGGAGAGAUGUCCUUCGCCAAGCGCCACCAGCAAGAGGUCCUGAGACACGGACAUGCCUUCAGCCCGGUGUAUCGCUUCUCCCUGUCAGACGGCACCAUGGUGUCCGCUCACACCAAGAGCAAACUGGUGCGGUCGCCCAUCACCAAAGAACCGCAGCUCUACCUGUCUCUACACGUCCUUCAGAGGGAAACGGCCAUCAGUGGGACGGUCCAGGUUGGGAAAGCCCUGAAUUUGGGCUCCUGCACCACACCCCCUGUCCAGGGCGGAGGUCCUACUGGGACGCAGGUCCAGGAUGGGGCCACUGGUGGCCCCACAGACGCGGGACAGGGGCAGGGACAGGGACAGGGACAUGGGCAGGGGCAGCCCCAGGGGGGCAGGUUGGGGUGUCAGGGCCCAGUGAACCACGGCCCUCAGGGGGGUAACUACGCGCUGAAAAGCAGCAGCCCCGCCCGCUCCCCCAUGCUUUCCCCCCGGCUCCACCCCAGCCCGGGGGCGGCCCCGGCCCAAUUCUCCCCCGGGGCGGAGACUCACAGCUUCUCCAACAGUUCCCUGAGUGCCCUGCAGGCCCUGAGCAAGGGCCACGCCGUCGCCACGGAGACGUCCCACCCGCAGAGCUCACUCGGCAACACCGCCGCCUCGCCUCAUUGGCCGAGCUCGAGCAAGCCCGAUGGCCCCACCCAGCAGAGGGAGAAGGAGGCGGGAGCGGGGCCCCAGGGCGACGCCCCAAACACGCUCCUGAACAGCAAGGGCCACACCAAACUGCUGCAGCUCCUCACCACCAAAACCGAGCAGGUGGACCUGUCGGCCCCCGUUCCGGCCCCAGGGCCCCCGACCACGGGCCCCAGCCAUGGCGCCUCCCUGAAGGAGAAGCACAAGAUCCUCCACAUGCUGUUGCAGAACAGCACCUCCCCUGUGGACCUGGCCAAAAUCACCGCCGAGGCCACAGGCAAGGAGUCCAAGCAGGACCCGGGCCCCGGCCCCGGCCCCAAGCAGGAGCCCGCCAGCCCUAAGAGGAAGGACAACGCGCUGCUGCGCCACCUGCUGGACAGCGACGAGAACGCCACACCUGAGCCCGCCGUGAAGGCGGAGCCUGGGGACGACCGGCCUAUCGGGGCGGAGCCCGGGACCGAACACGAACGCCUCCGCGGUCACGACCGACCGCAGCAGAUGGGCUGUGAGCCCGUUCCAGGCUCCCGCCAGCAGAGGGCGCUCUCGGGUAGCAGUGUUCCCAGGGCGGGCCAGCCAGUGAAGGCAACCACGGGGCGGAGCUUGUCCCUGGACACGAGUGUCCAAAACCAGGCCUCGCCCAGACCUUACCCCCCUCUCAGGAACAGCAGCCCCUACCCCACCUUGCAGCAGCCAGGCAUGAUGGGAAAUCAGACCAACAUGGGCGGCACAGGAAUGCCAGGUGGGCCCCCCCCUCGUUUGGGCAUGCAGCAGGAGCAGUGGGGCAUGGUCAGGCCCACGCCCCCCACCAUGGCCGGCAUGGCCAAUCAGCUCCUUCAGGGGGCGGUGCCCGGACAGGUCGGCCCGGUUCCCAUGAGGCUGAGCGGCAGCCAGCUGGGACCCAGGCAGAUGCUGCCUGCGCAGAUGGUCAGAAACGCAGCUCCGCCACACCUGGGGCUGAGCGGGUCUCGGGUUGCCCAGCAGCAAGCACCACCCAAUCAGACAGCACCAUGGCCAGACCAAAUGAUGCCCAUGGACCAGCAUGCCUUUGGGGCCCAGGGAAGGCAGUUUGGUGCUCCCCUGGAGAACGCCCCAUGCCUCUCAGAGCCCCCAGACGAGGGGGCGCUGCUGAAUCAGCUCUACUCAGCGCUGAAGGAUUUUGACGGCUUGGAGGAGAUUGACCGCGCGCUGGGCAUCCCAACGCUGGUGAGCCAGACCCAGCCGGGGGAACAGGACCGGUUUGCCACCCAGAGCCCCAGUGCCAAGCCCCCUGUGUACAGCCAGCAGUACACCACGCCCCCCUCCCAUACCCCCGUGCAGGACUCCUCCUAUCACAGCGCGGCUGGGCCUAUGGGAGCGCAGCCAGGCUACCCCAUGCUCCACCCCCACACCCAGACCCGGCCCGGAGUCCGGCCCCCCAGUGCCACGCCCGGUCAGCCCAACUCCCUGCGGCUACAGCUGCAGCACCGCCUGCAGACACAGCCGAACCGGCAGCCAAUCAUGAAUCAGAUGGGGAGCGUGCCCAAUAUGAACCUGCCUCUGAGACCCAACGUCCCUGGGCAGGGGGCGAUGACCUCUCAGGUGCUGGCUCAGAGGCAGCGGGAGCUGCUCAACAGCCGCCUGCGUCAGUGCCAGCUGGAGCAGGCCCAGCAGCAGAGGUCCAUGAUGAUGCGAGCGCAGGGCGUCGGCAGCGUACCGGGCGUGGCCACCAGCCCGAGGGUGGGCCAGCAGAGCCCCCAGCACGCCCCCUACACGCCCAGCUACGGUACAGGACUGGCCUCCCCCCAGGCUCCCACCAGUCCCUUCUCCCCCACCUCCCCCAGCCUCCCCGCCCCACAGCUCCUCUCCCAUGGCUCCGCCCACAUGGGCCCAGCUGCCCAGGGAAUGAUGGGAAAUGUAGGCGGUGGGCAGUAUGGAGCUCAGAUGCAACACAGUGCCUUCCAGUUUCCCAGCUCAGAGAGAAAUUGUAGGUUAGGAGUUGCACCCGAUCACCUGGGACUCCCCUGUCUCCCAGGUAUGGCCCAGCAGCCUGACAUGGCUUUUGCAGGAGCUGCCACUCCUCAGAGCCCCCUGAUGUCCCCCAGACAGACCCACACCCAGAGUCAAAUGAUGCAGCAGCCACAGUCCGGCCCCACCUUUCAGCCCCCCUCCGACAUGAAUGGAUGGAUGCAGGGCCACAUGGGUGGGAGCAGCAUGCUGACACAACAACCAACGUCUCAGUUUGUGCAUCAAUCCAAUGGGGGAAUGUACAACCCCAACCACAACAUGAACGGCAACAUGAACCUGAACAUGAAUGUGAACAUGUCCUCCAUCACCAGUCCCGGCAGCAUGAACAAUCUGAACCAGUGCUCAGGGCAGAUGGGCAUGUCCUCUGCAAACUCUGUGCCUACUUCUGGCCUUCCCCCAAAUGAGCAGAAGUAUUGUUGAGCCUCAUCUCAUGUGGACCCUGGAUGCAAUAGCGUACUGGAAGCAGUUGGCAACCAAUGGAAUCACAGCAUCUCACUACAGUCUAGUCUGCAUCCAGUGAAAUCUCUGACAUCUGACAGUUAUUGGAGCACCGGUUGCUGCUUGCCACCUCUUCUCACUAAAGGUUCAGGAAGGCAUCCUUUUCCGGCUAAAACCAGUUCACUUUGAAAACAACUCAUUCCCGCUCAGAAGUCACAUGAUUCCUGUCAGUCCACCCUGAAUGACAAACUGAUGUUGGCAUCAGGACUCUUUAUCAGAUGGAGUGUGCUACUCUCUGGGAACCACAAUCACUUCAGUUACCUCCUUAAAGCCAAGCAGCACUGUUUGUGUUGGACUGUGUACAUUUCUCUCUUUAUUCUUACAGUUCUCUGCAUUGGUUGUCAUCAAAUGUCUGGAAGAUAGUUGAAUGUAUUUUUCAGGGUUAGACAGGGAUUGAAGGGAAAAUUUUAGUAAAUUAAUUGUGAGGGGGUAAUAAAUGACCUGAGAGGAUACACAUUUUAGAAAAAUGGUUAUGAUGGUUUAUAUUAUUAAACCAGUUUAGUAUAGUUUACUAAGAGGUUGAUUAGAUUAAAUUAAAAGUUUUAUUUUGUGUAUAGACCAGUUUAAAAAAUAAUUUAAAGAGUUUAAACUAGUAGCUACUUUGUAAUGAAACAAAAAAGAAGAAAAAAAUUCAACUUUUUUCAGGUGACAUGAGGUUUCAUUUAAAAUAUCAGCUGCUGUGUUUUAAUUCCCCCAAAACGGUUCUAUUUGAAAAUAUUUUUCAAAUAUGGAUAUUUUUUCCAGUAGUUUCUGAUAAAAAGAGGCAUCCCAUGUUGUUUUAAUAACAGUGAAAUUGUGAUAGAUCUUUCUUUACAUACCAUUUUAAUCUUCCCAGUCUGGUCUUAAUUUUUGUUUCUGAUUUAAGAAAGAAGGCAAGGCUCAGUUCUUACAUGAUUACCUCAUUUUCCAGUGGUACAGCGAGACGUGGGUGAGGUUUAUCUUCAGAACAUAAUUUUAUACAGCAUAUGUAUAAAAUGCAUAUGUUAUACUCUCACCAUAGAUACUGUGAUGAAGUAAAAAAAAAAAAAAAAAAAAAAAAAAAAAAUUUAAAAAAAAGAUAGAAACCCCAGAGCCAUAAUAUGAACUGAACAGGGAUUUCACUGUUGUUAGGGGUGACCAUAGUCUCUUAGGUGGAGAAUCACAGAAUGUUCCACUGGAUAGCGCUAAUUAACUAUUCCUCAAGGAUCUUAGCCAAUACCAGGUGGGCCGUUUUGUUUAACAUGUCUUGUAACACCUCUUCAGAACAGCUAUGUUUUGAUCCCUGUUUAGUAAGUAUCUUAUCUUUUUUAUUGCUGGAUGUUUUUAAAAAUACAAAAUGACCUUCCUCGUUUGUUCCCUAAUGGAGGUUGCUGUGCAUGGGAUGCUAGGUCAGGGUAUUAAACUGUCGGAUUGUAACAACUUCUACUGAUGGCUGAAGAUCACCGCCAGUAACCCCACCUCUGAGUGUGGGGGAGGAUACAGCUGAUUCCUGAAAACCAAACCUUAUAUCCACCAAUCAUGCAAAGGAUUGUGGGUGGGAUAUUGCAGUUCUGGCUCAGGUGGUUGGAAUAAAAUGUACGUGCAGAGGGGUGAUCUAUCUUGGGUAAGCAUAACAUUGCGAUUUAAUGAUUAAAUACAUACCGCUUUCCCCCAAUAACUUCUACUGAUAACCUCCCCUAGACUACCAACUAAAAGCCUAAUUUAACAGUCUACCCAAAGUAUGAACUUCUUUAGGCAUUUUCAGUCAUUUUCAUCAGAAAUAAUUUGGCACAUCUCUUUUAUUGAUUUGUUUCAUUGCAGGUUUGUCUUUAAAGAAAGAUCACAGACUCCCUCAAACACAUUCUGCUGUUAAGGCAUUGGCAAUAUAUUGAGGUCUUUUCCCUCUUUAGCUUAUAGCUUUUCACUGAAGCUGAAAAAUGCCUUUCUGGCUUCUACUGGAUUUGCAGAUCCCAUUUAGAGUGUACAACCCUGAAAUCAAUCUUUACCUCAUAUACUGUUCAUUAUAUGCAUAUCUUAACCUUUUUAGUUGCCUUCCCCAAAAAUAGGCAUCUUCUGACCAAAAUCAACUUUCACAGCUACAGACUAACUUCUCACAUUGAAUUUAUUAACCAAAACUAUCUGUAUAUAUCACAUUCUGACAAAGUUUUUUUUAUUUUAUUGGGGGUGGAUCUAUGUUAUUUUUGCAUCACAUUUAAGUUAUUCUAAGGGUUUUCACUUCUUGAGACUAGCCAGAUGUCUGUCCCUUUUGCAAAAUCCAAAGAUUUUUUGUCACUAUGUUUUAAAAAAAAAAAACACUCAGUAUUUCUGUACAGGAGGUUGUGAAUUGUGCAAAUAAUGUAUUGCAUUUAGACAUCAAAAUGAUAUACAGCCAUUGUUUUUAAAAUAUCUCAAUUUGAUUUAGUUUAGAAAAUGUGCUCAUUUUCUCCCUUUGCUGGACUGCUGUUUUCUUAAGAGAUGGGGAAGGCUCAUUGUUAGCAUCAAAAAGAUAACACAUAGCACCUAAUGCCUUAGGUAUUUUCGUCUUGUAUAUUACUAUAAAAUCAGUUGUAUAAUAUUUGUAUAGUCAAUUAUGUACAGUGUUGAAUGAGGGUGUCAUCACUCAACAUGUCUUUGUUGCUGGAAACGCAGGAUUGUCCUCACCUCAUUACCUCUUAGUUUUCCCAUAUUGUAUUUGUGAACAGUUGUAAAAUACUCUAUUAUUUGCACAAUGUUUUCAUUGACUGUCUGAGAAUUGUGAAUGAAAUGGGUGAUGUGUCGGUAAGUCUAAGAAGUAGGCUUUGUAAAAUGUAUAUGUUGAUUCUGGGGAGCAAUCGAAUCCCAAUGGAUUCCCCCUCCACGUUCACACCAAAUAAUCACCUCAUUGCUGUUUGCAGUCAUCGUGUGGGUACUUAAUGCAAAGGCCGAUAUUUCGUGAAGGAAACCUGAGCGCAUUAUGCAAGUUGUUCACUUAUAUCGCUUUGUGUAUGUCAGGCAGUGUUCUAUGCCUUUGUAAAUAAAUAAUUCUGCAAUUUUUGGAAUGAUGAA